CCUCGGAUAAAUACAGCCGCGGCCGCUGCGAGGACACGGACACGGCUCGGAGCGACGGUCGUACAAAAUCCCACCCCCGCGCCCCAGGCACGCAGCUGGGGACCCCCUCCCCGGCGCGCCCCUUCCAGGCUCCCUAGGGACCGGGAAAGCGGCUUGGCAGAGCUCCCCGCGCCGCGAUGCCUUUUCUGGGGCAGGACUGGAGGUCGCCGGGGCAGAACUGGGUGAAGACGGCGGAUGGCUGGACCAGGUUCCUGGAGGAGCGACACAGCGGCUAUGUCAGCGAUCUAAACAGUUACUGCAAAAAGGAGGAUUACAACAAGGAGAAUCUCUUCAACAGCAUGAACUAUGAUGUUGCUGCCAAGAAGAGAAAGAAGGACCUGCUGAAUAACAAGACAAAGAUCCAGUAUUUCCAUCAAGAAAAAUGGAUUUAUGUCCACAAGGGAAGCACAAAAGAACGUCAUGGCUACUGCACCUUGGGAGAAGCUUUUAACAGACUUGACUUCUCAAAUGCUAUCCUAGACUCCAGACGGUUCAACUAUGUUGUAAGGCUGUUGGAGCUGAUAGCAAAGUCUCAGCUAACAUCGCUGAGUGGAAUCGCCCAGAAAAACUUCAUGAAUAUUUUGGAAAAAGUGGUGCAGAAAGUCCUUGAAGAUCAGCAGAACAUCAGGCUAAUAAGGGAAUUGCUGCAGACUCUCUACACGUCACUGUGCACCCUGGUGCAAAGGGUUGGCAAGUCUGUUCUGGUUGGAAACAUCAACAUGUGGGUACACAGAAUGGAGACUAUUCUUCACUGGCAACAGCAACUGAACAGCAUCCAAAUCACAAGACCUGCCUUUAAAGGAAUGACCUUUACAGACCUGCCGUUGUGUUUGCAAUUAAACAUCAUGCAGCGGCUAACUGAUGGGAGAGACCUUGUCAGCCUUGGGCAAGUGGCCCCUGAACUGCAAGUGCUCAGUGAGGACCGGCUGCUGUGGAAAAAGCUCUGCCAAUACCAUUUCACAGACCGACAGAUUCGUAAACGGAUAAUCUUAUCUGAGAAGGGGUUGCUGGAUUGGAAGAAGAUGUACUUUAAACUUAUAAGGUGUUACCCAAGGAAGGAGCAAUAUGGAGACACACUGCAGCUCUGCAGACAUUGCCACAUCCUCUCCUGGAAGGGUACUGAUCAUCCUUGCACAGCCAACAACCCAGAGAGCUGCUCCACUUCUCUUUCACCCCAAGACUUUAUCAACUUGUUCAGAUUCUGAACCCUGGUUCUUCACUGCAUAUCCUAUUCCUACAAGACACUUUAUAGCGCUCAGCUUGGACACUGAACUUGUAAAUAGUGUAAAUGUUGAUGUUUGUUUGAAGCUCCUGAGUCAAGCAAACAAGAGGAUCUUAGCGACGAAAGGUGAAAUUGCUCGCUGACGUUCGAUGUUUAAGAAAUAUGGACUUCUAACAAGACUGGCGUGUAUAGGCAACGUUGUAAAAAGUCACCUUUUUAUUAUCCGAGUACAAGAUACAGGGCAGGAAUUUCUUUCUGUUUAGAAGUUAAAGCUGAAUUUGCCCCAUGGCCCUUUAAAAACGUUCUAUAUUUUUUUCAGUUUCUAAUAAAUGAAAAGAAAGCAGUUUGAGACUA
Messenger RNA from Mauremys mutica (yellowpond turtle), 1615 nucleotides. It is a transcript of the gene FBXO32, whose product is annotated as F-box protein 32. The record is from RefSeq and is a predicted model, not a curated record. Gene Ontology annotation, cellular component: SCF ubiquitin ligase complex; nucleus; cytoplasm. Gene Ontology annotation, biological process: protein ubiquitination. Lineage: Eukaryota; Metazoa; Chordata; Testudines; Geoemydidae. Bases 177 to 1244 code for a protein of 355 amino acids. Gene Ontology annotation, molecular function: protein binding. The transcript has 9 exons.